Messenger RNA from Limulus polyphemus (Atlantic horseshoe crab), 2459 nucleotides. RefSeq names its product protein GDAP2 homolog. The record is from RefSeq and is a predicted model, not a curated record. The transcript is spliced from 11 exons. Bases 373 to 1887 code for a protein of 504 amino acids. NCBI's taxonomy places the organism in Eukaryota, Metazoa, Arthropoda, Merostomata, Xiphosura, Limulidae.
UUGCACACAAAUAAUAUACGCUCUAACUUGAGUGUAACUUCUAAGUUACAAAGCAUCAAGAAACUAAAGCUAGAAGUUAUACAAAUUUUAGGAUAUAAGUACAGUUUAUACACCUUUUACCUACAGCAUUAUCACAAACUUGACUAUUUUCACAAUUUCAGCGUUACCAAAUUUUGAUAUUUUAAGGAUCGGGAAGCAAAUCCAUUUACUUAGCUCUGAGUCAAACUCAACUGGGUGGUGAUGAUGAGUAUGAACCACUAUUCUACAAUUUGUUGUAUUUCAACUCGUUCGUACGUGAAUUACUUCUGACUUUCUUUUUGGGACGUUACUUAAGUCUUAAGAAAGACAUUGUUUAUUCGUUUUCACAGGAUUAUGGAUCCAUUAGGGGUACUGGUUGAUAUUGUUGAUAUAAACUCUUUAAAGCCUUGGAGCCAGAGUAGACCCAAAAGCCUCCAUAAUGCUAGCAAUUUUGGAAAUCAGGAAAAAAUUCAUCAGAUCAGCCCUUUUCCAUAUAGUAAUUAUAUUAACAACAAAGUGAUUUUGUGGGAAGGAGAUUUAUCAUGCCUAAAUGUUCAAGCUAUUGUGAAUUCAACAAAUGAGACAUUCACUGAUAGAAAUCCUUUAAGUGAGAGAAUAUUACAUAGAGCUGGAACCCAACUUAAACAAGAUUUGUAUACAAAUAUUAAAGGCUGUAAGACAGGAGAUGCCAAGUUGACAAAGGGAUACAACCUUCCUGCUCGAUAUGUAAUCCAUACUGUGGGUCCAAAGUUUAAUGUUAAAUACCAGACUGCUGCAGAAAGUGCAUUAUUUUCCUGUUACUUCAAAGUUUUACAACUUGUAAAGGAGUACUCUCUGACAUCAGUAGGAAUGUGUGUUAUCAACUGUAUCCGAAGAGGUUAUCCCCCAUAUGAAGGUGCACACAUUGCAUUAAGGACUGUGCGAAGGUUUUUAGAGAAGUUUGGAAAGGACCUUGAAGUAAUAGUUUUUGCUGUAGAAAAUGUAGAUGUGGGGAUAUAUGAACUACUGAUGCCUCUCUACUAUCCACGUUCUGAGGUAGAAGAAGAGUAUGCUAUGUAUUAUUUACCUAUUGAUGUGGGUGGAGAAAAUGGAGAACCUGUCUUUCCUGAGAGACAGAUUCGUAUUGUUGAUAAGCCAUUCUCUGACAUGAAAGAUUUAGAGAAAAAUUUUGACUUAGCUGAACAGUUGGAGUCUUCUGUAAAUGUUGGAAAUACGUCUUUUGCCAAAAUGCAUGGAGAUGUAGAUAAAGAAAGAAAAAGUUCUCAGAAAGUCACUGAAUAUUCUAAUGUGCUGAUUACAGAAGUUCAGAGAAUGAACAAAUAUGAAAGGAUGCUUCGAAGGUCCAAAACAGAAGACCUGAGGCCAAUAGAAAAUAUACGUUGUCUUUAUCACAGUGGAGAAGAUAGGUUUGGCCGUCCAGUAAUAACAUUUAUUGGUCAUCGAUUUAAGUUCUCUGAAAUAAAUUUUGAUAAAGCACUACUAUACCUAAUUAACAAACUAAACUCAGUGGUACAGCAGAACUACGUUGUUUUGUAUUUCCAUUCAUUGACAACAAAAGAACAUCAGAUACCCUUUACAUUUCUCAAGGAAGCAUAUGAUUUGCUCGACCAAACAUACAAGAAACACCUGAGAGCUUUCUAUAUUAUCCACCCAACUAUUCGAAGUAGGAUGAUGACAUGGUGGUUUACAACAUUUGCUGCUUCUACAAUCAAGGACAAGGUUCAUUCAUUACCUGGUAUUGAGUUUUUGUACAAUCUAAUCUCACCUGAUCAGUUGGAUAUCCCUGAAGCUAUCAUAGAAUAUGACUAUAAGAUCAAUGGAGUGAGGUACUGUACACAACCAGUGAUUGAUGCUGCUGCAUCCUUGUGAUCAAGUACAUCUAUAUAUUUCUUGUUCUGAACACAGUUUCAUUACUGAUCUGCUUUAUAAAAGAAAAUGCAUGAUCUGUAUUGAAUGAAACAGUCACAGUAGAACUUGUAAUAUCAAGUAUUGUGAGUACUACCUUGCAUGUAGUUGAAAGAAAUAACUUGAAAGGUUUUACAGGUUACAUAUUUUAAUAUUUAAUAAAUAGGAACUUCAGUUACUUUGAAAUGAUAGUAAAUGUUGAAACUUCAGUAAUUUGUACAUGUUUUGGUUAAUAGGAUAUUUAAUAAAAUAUACAAGCUCAUUUCAGUUCCCAUUUCUAAAAUUUGAUAAAAGAAAAAAUCCUGUUGCUUAUAUUGACAUCCUAAAAGUAGUGUAAUAUAUAACACAUCUUUCAAAUUUAGUACAUACAUUAUAUCUGACUUCUAGAUCACAAUAUCCUGCACAGUGGCUUUUUGUAUAAUUCAGUGUUUUCAUACUUAAUAUCUAUGAUUUGUUUUUAUCAAAAAAAUUUUGAUGUAAAAUAAAAUAUUUUUCUUUCAUGUAAUCACUUCCCAAUGUAUUAGUUAAUUGAAAAU